Capsella rubella is the source of this 1369-nucleotide messenger RNA. Its product is annotated as B3 domain-containing protein REM12-like. The record is from RefSeq and is a predicted model, not a curated record. The transcript has 5 exons. The coding region runs from base 67 to 1209 and encodes 380 amino acids. Gene Ontology annotation, molecular function: DNA binding. NCBI's taxonomy places the organism in Eukaryota, Viridiplantae, Streptophyta, Magnoliopsida, Brassicales, Brassicaceae.
UGUUUGAGAAAUUCCGGAGCUUUCUAUGAACUGCGCUUGGGUCACCGAUCAAACCCAGAAGGAGAUAUGAUGAUUGGAACUUCAGAUCAUCAGGACAACAACAUCGAGUUUCAAAGAAACAAGAAACUGAAGCAGAACAAUCCUGAAACAGAACCUGAUUACUCUUGUUUUGUUGCCCAUGUCACUGCUUCAAGUCUUGAAACAGAUGCACUGUAUCUUCCACAAGAUUUUACAAGCUCUAAUGAUCUUAAAAGAAAAAGCUGCAAGAUUGUCUUGAAAGAUGAAGAGGAAAGAUCAUGGGCAAUGGACCUGCGGUUCAACAAGGGAUCUGAUACUUGUUACAUAAGCCGAGGUUGGAAGCAUUUCUGCGACGAAAAUGGCAAAAAUGAAGGAAGUGUUUUCACGUUCAAGCUAAUGAGUAAUGGGGAAACCCCUUUGCUCAGUGUCUUGCCUAUAAAAUCUGACAAUGGAAGAACACAAGGAGACAAGAAUAGUAGUCAGAGUUAUAGAGAUUCAACUUCACCAAACCAUAAUAGAUUUGUGACUUUGACUCUUACAAAUGACAGCCUUAAAAGCAGUAGAGUGUAUCUUCCAUUGCCGUUUGUGAGGGAAAAUGGCAUGAACAACCCAAGGAUGGUAACUUUGUUGGGGAAAGAUGGUGUAAGGUGGACGGUAAAUCUUCUACGGGAAAGCUCGGGAAGAAUGAGUUUGGGAAAAGGCAUGAAAGAUUUUUCUAAAGCAAAUGGAUUGAAGAUAGGUGAGUCCUUCACAAUGGAGUUAAAAUGGGAAAAUGCAACUCCUGUGCUCAGUUUGUUCUGUAAGGAAUACAGAAUCCCAAACAAAUUUGUGACACUAACACUUACACAUGACAGCCUCAACAACAAUAGACUGGGUCUUCCAUUAUCAUUCAUGAGAGAAAAUAAUAUGAACAAACCUGGGACAAUGACUUUGUUGGGAAAAGAUGGUACAAAGUGGAUUGCAAAUCUUCUACAAGAAAGCAGAGGGAGAAUGAGUUUGGGAAAAGGCUGGAGAGAGUUUGCAAUAGCAAAUGGGUUAGAGAUUGGUGUAUCUUUCACGUUGGAGUCAAUUUGGGAAGAUGCAACUCCUAUGCUCAGUUUGUUCAGUAUAGUAGAGUCCACAAGUGAUAAAAGACAACAAGGAGAGUGUUGCUCAAAUGCUAGCGAAGAGGAAAAGUCUAUUUCAACAUAACCUGAGCAAUGGAAAUAAAACUUAGAAAUACAAGAACAACUUAGAGGAGAGGUGUAAUGAGCAUCUUCACUAAUUCAAAACUGAUAUGUGACAUUAGCACUUGUACCUGAUACAUUGGUUAGUUUACAAACAAUUUUUAUAGAUUUUUUCAGAUGCAAAA